AUGAUGGUGGUCCCGAUAUCCACGCUGCUGCAAUUCGACGGCAUCCCGUCGUUCGAGGAGCUGUGCUUCGCCGGGCUGUUGGUGGAGUGGAAGAAGGGCAUGCAAACCGCCUUCAUUUCGCACACCUGGCUCGGCGCGGAUCACCCAGACCCCGACGGAGAGAAGAUCGCGCUGCUUCGCAGUGUGCUGCUGCAGGUGCAGGCGGGCCAGCUCGAGGCCCACCCGCACUGGACGCUAGCGUUGUCCAACCUCACCGGCCUCCGGCACAAGCUCCACAAGCUGCGGGGCGGGUUCGUCUGGCUCGACUUUUGCUGCGUACCGCAGCGCGCCACGCAAGUCAGCCGGCGGAGCAAGGCCAUCGCCUCCAUCCCCUCGUACAUUGCGCGCUGCACCCACUUUCUCGUCCUUGCCGGGGCGUGGAAGCACCGGACGGACGGAUCGCCUCGGGACCUCCACGCUUGGCUCGGGCGAGGCUGGUGCCGCAUGGAGAUGCUGUCCAAUGCCCUCGCUCCAAAGCCGAGGGCGCUCAUCACCAUCGAGUCCUCUUCCGCAGUCCCGAUGUGGGGGUCGGGCGGCGUGCUGACGCGGGGCUGGGUCACUUGCGGAGUCGCAACGGGCGCCUUCACCGACGAGCGAGACCGGACGUCGCUGGGCCCCGUGAUUCUCUCGCUGAUCGCGAGGCGAGAGAGGCAGGCGCUCAAGGAGGGCGACCUCACUUUCUACCGCAGGCUGCGCGCGGUCACGGGCAAAGUCCUCGACUCGACGGGCCUACAGCCCACGCUGCCAGCCAGCCUCGACGACUUCCUUGCGGAGUAUCGCUUCAAGCACGCGCUUGACAGCGGCCAAACCUCGCCCCUGCACUGCGCAGUCCUCGCCGGCCGGGCGGACAUCGCGACCGUGCUCUUGGACAAGGGUGCCGACGUGGAGUCCGCCGUCAGGGACAACGACGUGCGCUUCGAGGGGCUGAUCAAGGGGAUGACGGUGCUGCACGUUGCGUGCAUCAUCCGUGAUCGUCCGGACCUGGUAAAGCUUCUCUUGGCGCGAGGCGCCGACCCUUCACGCACGACCGACGGAAUGCGCCUCUCGUCGCUCCACUUUGCGGCUAUGGGAGGGAACGUCGGCAACAUCGAUGCCCUGCUUGCGCACGACCCCUCCCUGGGGCGGGUCGGCUGCAGGUUUGGCGGCAGGCCCUUUGUUUACGCUGUCAUGUACGGCGGCGCGUCUGCGAUCCAGCACCUCUCACGGGAGUACCCAGAGCUAGUCGAGGUCUCGUGGGACGGCAAAUCCACCGCUUCGCUCGCCCUCACCACCGUGGGAGACGUCGCCACGCUGCGCGAGACGCUGUCCACCGCAGGAGGCGACGUCGACUUUGUCGGGCCCGCAACUUCGCCCGGGCUUCGCCGAGUCUUCCGCGCCACUGAUCUGAUGGUGAAGCUCGGCACCCUCCGCCUCGUCCCACGGCAGCGCCGCGCGCUGCUCGAGUACAUGGCCUACUCGUCGAGAUGCGCUGCCAUCCACCGCGCCGCCUACACCGGCCACCUGCUCGCGAUCGACUUGCUGCUCAAGUCAGGCGCCGACGCAAACUCCGACAGACACCCGUACAACAUGCAACCCCUCCACAUCGCCGCCCUGCGAGGCCACCACGGGGUGGUCGCGCGCCUCCUCCGCGCGGGAGCCUCUCCGACCGCGCGCUGCUCUCGCGGCCGCACGCCCGCGGCAUGGGCCGCCAGGUCGGGCCAUCACGCCGUGGUGGAGCUGCUCGACCGGGCGGCCGCUGGCGACGGCGUGGGGCGAGGGGGCGGCGACGGGAGCGCAGCGGCGAGCGGGGCUGAGGAGCUGCGCCGAGAGGCGAGCGGAGGCCUCAGCGGAGCCGACAGGGCGGUCGGCUCGUGGGCGGUGGUACGACUGGCCGUUCUUGUCGCGAUUGGAGACGGGGGGGCGACGAGACAUGCAGCUUGCGCGUGA
Messenger RNA from Emiliania huxleyi CCMP1516, 1965 nucleotides. RefSeq lists its product as hypothetical. Lineage: Eukaryota; Haptophyta; Isochrysidales; Noelaerhabdaceae. The coding region runs from base 1 to 1965 and encodes 654 amino acids. Gene Ontology annotation, biological process: protein localization to ciliary inversin compartment. The transcript has a single exon. The record is from RefSeq and is a predicted model, not a curated record. Gene Ontology annotation, cellular component: ciliary inversin compartment. Gene Ontology annotation, molecular function: protein binding.